UUGAAUCCAUUGCUUUUCGGGUACAACGUCCAGAUGAUGCCGAAGCCACCUUCCACGUCGUCCACGUCAUCGACUCCAGUCCACAGCGGCUCUUACACUAACGAGGUUAGGAGAGCUUCUGAUGAUGGAAAGACGCCUUCGGAGAGAACCGGGGCGCCCCCGGGGGCGGGUAAAGACGCCGUUAAGCUUUUUAUCGGGCAGAUCCCGAGGCAUCUCGAGGAAGAAGACCUCCGUCCUAUGUUCGAAGAGUUUGGGAAGAUUUACGAGCUGACCGUUCUCAAGGACAAGCACACCGGAAUGCAUAAAGGAUGUGCGUUUUUGACGUAUUUCAAUCCAGAAAGUGCUUCAAAUGCGCAAUCGGCGCUUCACGAGAAACGGACACUGCCAGGGAUGAAUCGAGCGAUACAAGUGAAGCCGGCGGAUAGUGAAAAUCGAGGAGAUCGAAAACUGUUCGUUGGGAUGCUCAGCAAACAGCAAACCGAAGAGGAUGUCCGCCAGCUAUUCACGCCGUUUGGUACUAUAGAAGAAUGCUCGAUACUACGCGGCCCCGACGGUGCGAGUAAAGGGUGCGCGUUUGUCAAGUUCAGCUCGCACCAGGAGGCGCAGGCAGCCAUCACGAGUCUCCACGGCAGCCAGACCAUGCCGGGUGCAUCUUCAAGUCUGGUAGUGAAGUUCGCGGACACCGAGAAGGAACGACAGCUCCGACGUAUGCAACAGAUGGCAGGCAACAUGGGCCUCUUGAAUCCGUUCGUCUUCAACCAGUUCGGGACAUACAACACUUACGCACAAGUCAUCACUGAACAGCAACAAGCAGCGCUGAUGGUGGCCGCGACGGCUCAAGGCUACAUCAACCCUAUGUCUGCGAUCGCAUCACACGCCCUCAACGGAAUGACUAACUCUGUUGUACCGCCAACAUCCGAUAACUUUUCUGGUCUGGCGAUAGGCACCGGUCAGCCUCUCAAUGGUGCUCUACCAUCUCUGCCGUCUCCUACUAUGCCGGGCUUCAACAUGGCUGCUCAGACUCCCAAUGGACAACCACAGCCCCAAGAAGCGGUCUACACUAAUGGCAUUCACCAAACAUUCACCGGACCCGUGCAGGUAACUCAAGGUCUACCCAACGGCGAGGCCGCAGCCCUGCAGCACGCGUACGGAGGGGGAAUGCAGCCCUUCCCUGGCGUAGCUUACCCAGCGGUAUAUGGGCAGUUCCCACAGCCCAUUCCACCACCGUUGUCCACCAUUGCACCGGCCCAGCGAGAAGAAUUUCUGAUGUUCCCAGGCUGCUCCAUUUCCGGCCCUGAGGGCUGUAACCUCUUCAUUUACCACCUGCCCCAGGAAUUUGGAGAUGCCGAGCUCAUGCAGAUGUUUCUUCCCUUCGGCAACGUGAUCAGCAGCAAAGUCUUUAUCGAUCGUGCCACUAACCAAAGCAAGUGUUUCGGUUUCGUGUCGUUCGAUAACCCGGCGUCGGCGCAAGCUGCGAUCCAAGCCAUGAACGGCUUCCAGAUCGGCAUGAAGCGACUGAAGGUCCAGCUCAAACGGCCGAAGGACGCCAAUCGGCCCUAUUAACACGUAACGCCGUCCCCGCGCGUCCACGACGUGCCACUGGAGGCGUUUGGUUACCCCGCACCGUCCGCGGCGCGUUCGUUCGCGUAUUAUCAAUUUAAUUAAAGGAAUUUAACACAUUUUAUUAUAUAGAGAAUAUCACUUCGUACACGUUACGUGCCAGCCCAAAUGGCUAGAGUAUACUAAAUUAGUUAAAAGUAAUUUAUUCAAUCAGCUCUUAGGGACGCUUCAUUCUUAUC
Molecule: messenger RNA, 1799 nt
Organism: Bombyx mandarina (wild silkworm)
Lineage: Eukaryota; Metazoa; Arthropoda; Insecta; Lepidoptera; Bombycidae
Gene: bru3
Product: CUGBP Elav-like family member bruno 3
Cellular component (GO): ribonucleoprotein complex
Molecular function (GO): RNA binding
Source: RefSeq, a predicted model, not a curated record